Vanderwaltozyma polyspora DSM 70294 is the source of this 309-nucleotide messenger RNA. RefSeq names its product Aim4p (gene AIM4). The record is from RefSeq and is a predicted model, not a curated record. The transcript has a single exon. NCBI's taxonomy places the organism in Eukaryota, Fungi, Ascomycota, Saccharomycetes, Saccharomycetales, Saccharomycetaceae. The coding region runs from base 1 to 309 and encodes 102 amino acids.
AUGAACUAUAUUAAUAUGAAGAAAAUUGAUGAAGAGAACAAAGCUAAUUCAGGUGAUGACACAACAGAAUCAAGAAAGAAGCAAAAAACUAAAAAUAAUGAAGAACAUGAAAUAAGAAGCGAUGAGUUAUUUCGAAAGAGUAUAUUUUUUGAUUCCCAUUGGAAUCCCAACGGUGUAGCACCUCCAAAUCAUAGAAAUGUUUUCUAUAAUCCUAAAACUUUUGUUCACAGAGGAAAACCUAUUAUUGCUAAAUUAAUGGAUUUAGACGAGGAACAUCUUACCAAACUUAUAAGUAAAACCCAGAAAUAG